AUGCCGAAGACCGUAGAGACCGUCGACCUGUCCAACACCGCCGGUGCGUACUAUGCACCAGCAACGGUCGCACCCGCUGGCAAGAUCAUCCACAUCGCUGGCCAGCCCGGAAGCACAAAGAAUGGCGUCGUGCCAGCGGACUACGAGUCCCAGAUCCACCUGGCUCUCCUGAACCUGCGCAAGCUCAUCAUCGCCGCUGGGUCUUCAAUUGAGAACAUCGUCAAGCUGCAACUCUUCAUCGUCGACUAUGAUGCAGCCAACCGCAAGCAUACCCGACACAUCCAACGAUUCCUCAAUGGCCACCGACCAGCCAUCACUCUGGUCCCCGUUCCCAAGCUUGCUGUCGCGUCAUGGCUCCUCGAGAUUGACGCUAUUAUCGCCCUCCCAGAGCCCUCCCUGCCCCCUGUCCUCCCAUCCGCCAACGAGAAUACCGACGUUGUUAUCAUCGGCGCCGGUCUUGCUGGUCUUUCCGCCGCACAUGAUGUCUUGCGCGCGGGUUUGUCUUGCGUCGUUCUGGAGGCGCGCGAUCGUGUUGGAGGCAAGACUUGGAGCUCACCCCUUAAUGGUGGUGGUGUAAUUGACCUGGGCGCGGGCUGGAUCAACGACACUAACCAGAGCAAGGUCUAUGCUCUGGCAAAGCGCUACGGUGCAGAGGUCAUUGUGCAGAACACUCAGGGCAAUGCGGUUCUACAGGACUUCGAUGGCAACUGCUCUCCAUUUGUCUAUGGUGACCUACCCAGUUUUGAUAAAGCUACCCAAGCCCACCUGGCUGAAAUCCGCGAUAUGUGCGAAGCUGACUGCCAAGCUCUCGACACCUGGAGGCCCCAAGACACUAGCUUGGAUUCUAUCACAUUCGAGGCCUACUUGCGAUCUCGUGGAGCGAGCGAGGUGGCUAUUGCCACUGGAAUGGUCUGGACCCGGGCAAUGCUUGGACAGGAUCCGCAGGAUAUCUCAGCUCUCUACUUCCUGAACUACUGCAAGUCCGGAGGUGGAUUGUUGCAGAUGCGAUCCGAUCGCAAGGACGGCGGCCAAUAUCUCCGCAUCCGACAGGGUACUCAGCAUUUCUCCCUGGGAUUGGCAUCGUCUCUCCCGGAGAACACAGUGCGACUUUCUAGUCCUGUCCACUCAAUUAUCCAGAACGCCGACAAAUCCGUCAAGGUUCAAGCGGGAGGUGUUGUAUAUGGUGCCCGCAAGGUCAUCAUCACCGUACCUUCUCCUGCCAUGAAGACUAUCUCAUUCCACCCCAAGCUCCCUCCCUCGAAGCAGGCAUGGAUUGACUCCACUACGUACGGAUACUACACCAAGGCCAUGAUGGAAUUCCGCUCUCCGUUCUGGGUGAAGGCUGGAUUCUGUGGCCUUGCUCAGUCUUUUGUUGGCCCUGCUAGUGUUGUACGAGACAGCUGUAGUCCCGAAGAUAAGAAGUAUGUCCUUACUUGCUUCAUGUCCGGCGAUCCUGGUCGGGCUUGGUCUGCGCUAUCGCAAAAGGAGCGCGAGCAGAGCUUGCUGCAGCAACUUGGAAAGCUUUUCGGAGUUGCAAACCUCGACAAAGAAUUCAUUCAAUUGACGGCAUACGAAUGGGUCAAUGAUGAGUGGGCCGGCUGGGGAUGUCCGUGCACAGCUCUGACUCCUGGUGUCCUUGAUACUCUGGGCCCUGAUGCGUUGCGCGAAAGCUCUGGCAACUUGCACUUCGCCGGCACUGAGACUGCUGGUGAGUGGAAGGGAUAUAUGGAAGGUGCUAUUCGUAGCGGAGAGCGGGCCGCUGCUGAGGUUGUAAAGACUCUGAACGCUGGUAUUGUUUCGCGUCUAUAG
Messenger RNA from Penicillium expansum, 1809 nucleotides. RefSeq names its product putative flavin-containing amine oxidase. NCBI's taxonomy places the organism in Eukaryota, Fungi, Ascomycota, Eurotiomycetes, Eurotiales, Aspergillaceae. Gene Ontology annotation, molecular function: oxidoreductase activity. The transcript has 2 exons. The record is from RefSeq and is a predicted model, not a curated record. The coding region runs from base 1 to 1809 and encodes 602 amino acids.